Chrysemys picta bellii (western painted turtle) is the source of this 3040-nucleotide messenger RNA. NCBI's taxonomy places the organism in Eukaryota, Metazoa, Chordata, Testudines, Emydidae. The record is from RefSeq and is a predicted model, not a curated record.
GUCCAUAGGUGCCAGAUACCUUUUAAAUGCACUUUGAGCUCAAUGGAUAAAAAGCACUUUAGAAGCGCUAAGUAUUAUUAACCGCCAUUGCCCCCCUUCUUCCCUCCCGCCUUAGCUACCCCUUUUUGCCCAUUGGUCACUCUGUCUAGAGUUCUGUAUCAUGCCUGAUCCAUAGCGGAGUAUCUGAAGUUAGAGUAGUUUGAUGUGCUAAUAGGACUAAUAGAAGUAUAUAGUUCUGCCAGGUCUGGGACAUUAAAAUCUAUAUGCCAUGCACAUCUGCCCAUGCCAGUUCUUAUAGGUUGGGCCAGUUCUGCUGUCAGUGACACCAUUGUAAUUAUUAAAGUCACUGAAGUUACUCUGGUUCUUACAUCUGUCCACCUGAGAGUAGAGCUGGCCCAACGUAUAUAAAAUCUGACAUGGGAGUAGGCAGGCAUAUAUUACAUAUGCCUGGUUGCAUAUUGACUUAGUGGAGUUACUCUGGUUUUACACUUCUUGGCCUGUUCAACAGUAUGUAGUAGGGAAUCCUUCUGCACCAGGUCAGGUUUAUCUUUUUACUGUUAACUGAUGAAUUGGAAUGGGUUCAGGUGGGCCCUUUAACAUAGCAGCCUUUGUGCCCAAAAAGGAAAAUCCGAGUUCUCAUUUAAAAAACAAAACAAAAAAGUCUGUUGUUCCUUUCCCUUCCUGCCAUCCAGCAGAUGCCCACUUCCUAAUCUCCAUUUCUCUUUGAAACUGGUGGUGGGCUGGGAGGUCAGAUGGGUGCUCAAACUUAAAGUCCUCUCCUAAUAAAAAAACAGAGCUGCGGACAGGGCAUUCUCCAGGAGAGGCUCAGAACUUCUGAAUUCUGCCACCAGUUCAUAGUGCGACUUUGAGUAAAUCCCUUGAGCUUUGUGCCUUAGUUUACCCAUCUAUAAAAUGUAAAUACUUUCCUACUACAUUUGAUGUUAUAUAGUUUUAACUGACAUUUGUAAAGUGCUUUGAUGUCCUUACAUGAGAUAUAUACCAGUGCACAGUAUGAUAUAAAAUAAUUACAUUGAAGAUCAAACAAAGGUAGUUAGUUUCUUAGAUAAGGAUUAAAUUUAAUCCCAAGGCAGAGCUCUAUAAAUCCCAUUACUUCCUUUCCCCACUCCGCUGCUAUUUCUCUUAAGUCAUGGCCCCUGUCUUUUACUUAAUGUAUUCUAAACAUAUAUAAUAAAUUGUUCUUUUUAAAGACAUCCACCCCCCCCCCCAAUCUUUGUGACUUGCAAAGUAUCUGUUAUAAUUUAAUUAAGAUAAAAUUCAUCUACUGCUUUUCUUUAAAUAAGGAAAUGAGACACUUGUGGUAACCACUGUUUAGUAAAACACUACUUAGACCUCUGAAUAGAAGGAUUUAGAGUAAAGUGAAAGUGGCUGCUGAGUGCAUGAAAAAGAACUAAUUAUAUGGAAGACACUUCUUAUGAAGUUGAAUUCACAAAAGGUUUUGGCAGCUCCGCAGGUGACUGCGGUUGCAGUGCGAUGCGCAUCCAAGAAGAGUGGAGGCAGCUCAAAAAAUCUCGGUGGCCGCAGCCCCGGGAAACGCUAUGGCUAUAAGAAAACAGAGGGCGCUUUUGUUCAUGCAGGCAACACAUUAGCCACCCAACGGAUAAUACGCUGGCAUCCAGGGGCUCAUGUGGGGAUGGGUUGUAACAAGACUCUCUUUGCUCUGGAGGAUGGGAUUGUGCGAUUCACCAAGGAGGUCUAUGUGCCACCACCCCGCAGCCCAGAGAGCAGGGAAGUGAUCUGUCGUCUACCAAAAGGGGUGGUGCUUUACAAAACCUUCAUCAACGUUAUCCCCACCAAAGAAGUGGGGAGCUUCAAGCUAGUCACCAUGCUCUGAGGCUCUGCUGCCCCACGCAGUAAUGACUGGUGGGGUGGGACUGAUCACCGUGACAAACCUGGCACUCAAUCAAAAAGAUGCCUGGAGGACUCCUCUAGAUCUGAAAUGACUUGUUGGCAACUCCAGUUUCCUGCUCCUAGAACUCAUUGGGUGUAAAUUUGAGAGUUACAAGGUAAUCCGGACCGUCCUGAAGUUUUUUUGGAGAAAUACAUAUCAAAUAGAUGUUCUGGGGUUCUCUAACAGUGUGAGGAUGUUUGUAAAACAAAAAGGGCUCAGUAAAGCUGCCUUUCCCUUCUGGACAGCUGUGCUCCAAUCCAGCUAGAUAUACUGCAAUUUCUGCACAGGAAUUCUCCAGUUCUAGGUACAGCCAUUUUGAUUCUCAGCAUUCCUUGGAACGGCUCCUGUCCUAACUGCACCUGAUGUACACUGGGAAUUCUGAAAUGGGGGUGCGGGGGGAAGAGGGAGUGUCAGUCCAAGAGUGGGAACCUGAGUUCUGAUCCCAACUUUGGCACCAACUCCCUCUGUAGCAUUGGGCCUCAACUUCUGCCUCAGUUUCCGCAUUGGUAAAACCGGGAUAAUGAUGAUCACAUCUUCAAACAUGAACUCUCAUAACCUGUGUGUGAAGUAGGAAAGCAGCUAUUCUCAUGGGGAAACCGAGGCACAAGAUUGCUGAAGGCUGUGGCAUCAGGAUCAUUACUCAGGAGUUACUGAGUCAGCACACACCAAGAGGCAUCAUCAUUAGACUAACUAUAAUCAUUGUUUCUAAUAGGCGGGAGCUAACUGGGGUGGGGAUCAUAGGCUGAGUUUGCAGCAUAUUGGUAACAGUUAUAAACCUUCAUGCAGGGAGUUACUGCAGUUUAUUAGCAUGAACAAGUACCAGAAGGAGCUGUCUCCACUGUUUGUGCUUAUCCUCUGAGGGGAAAGUCCAGGGAGACAUAACCAAUCAGCUCUGCUCACAUGGUGAGCUCUGGUUGUACUGUGGAGCCUGCAUCUUUGCCAGAAGUUUUGUUGUAAAACUCCUCUCUGCUUAGGUAGAAGAGGGAACUCCAGGAGCUCCCUGUCCAAAAGACAGCUUCAGAGAAUGAGAAGAAAAUGUUCUUCUGAAUUAAUCCUGCAAUAGCUUUAGAAUUAUGUCCAGUCCUGCCAUGAUGAGCAUAUUCAAAAAUAAAACCCUACAGUCAAUAGAAA